AAAUCAAACCUUUCACGACUCAAUUAAGCUAUGAAAUUCCAAAACAAAGUCCUUUGGACUUGAAAGAAAAUUGUGGUAAUAAUGGCCAACAUGUAGCUAGAAAUAGCUUCUCAAGCAUGACUUAUUCAUGCCUCAUUGGACCUGAGUUCCCAUUGGAACUUGAAUCACCAUUAGAACCUAAAUCUCCACUAGAACCUAAAUCUCAACUGGAACCUGAAUCUUCACUGGAAUCUGAAUCCCCAUUAGAAUCAAAUAACAAACUUUUUCAGCAUGGUCAGGAUUAUGUCUCUCUUGAGGCCUUUAAAUAUAUUUCUGAUCAAUACACUGAAGCAAGCGGAUUUAAAGUGAUUUUCUUAAAGAGUAACAAUCGUAGUGAUGGCUUGUGUACUACUCAAGUUUUUGCUUGCGAUUGCUCUAGUGUGUACAAAUUUAGAAAAGAUCUGAAUAAGAAAGGCAAAAAUAAAGUAUCAAAAAAAUACAACUGCCCCUGGUCUGUUCAUCUUAAUCAUAACCCAGAAGAUGACAAAUAUUAUAUCUCUCAAGUCGAUCUACAACAUAAUCAUCAACUUAUUCUGCCCCAACUUAU
Messenger RNA from Dentiscutata heterogama, 586 nucleotides. NCBI's taxonomy places the organism in Eukaryota, Fungi, Glomeromycota, Glomeromycetes, Diversisporales, Gigasporaceae. The record is from the annotation of a GenBank genome assembly.